GACUUCUUUCUCUUCUCAUGAAGCAAACAUAGAUGAAGACCAAUCAAACUGGAUUAUCCGAAAGAUCUGUUAACUUGGCAAACGACACGAGACAUGCUUGUUCGUGGCUUUCUGAAAUUGAGGAAGAAAGCAAAAAGGAAGUGCCUUUGGAUUUCUAUCUCAUCUUGGGGGUUGAACCGUCUGUUUCACCGGCAGAAAUUAAGAAGGCAUAUCGGAGAGCUGCUCUUAGGCAUCAUCCUGACAAGGCUGUUCAAUCCCUGGUAAGAACUGAAAAUGGAGACAAUAAGAUCUGGAAGGAGAUAAGAGAAGAAGCCUACAAGGAUGCGGACAAACUAUUUAAGAUAAUUGGAGAGGCAUAUGCUGUACUUUCAGACCCUACCAAGCGCUCAAGGUACGACUCUGAAGAAGAGACAAGGAACUUGCAAAAGAAACAUUUUGCACAUACAUCCAGAGCGGCUGCAGAUGGUUAUAGUUAUUCGUUCGAUAAAAGCAGUGGUAUGCAAUCACGGAGGGAGUCCAGGAGAUCGUUUGGCUACUCGAGCUCCAGAGGGUCUAAAGCCACUCGUUCUAACAGAUUCUUUUGACAAUUGCGGGCCACGUGUUUGACAAUCUCGGGAUAUCUGAUCAAGUUAAAUGAUGAUUUCUAGGAGAUUUGGAUCUAUAUAGGGAAUCUACAGAAAGGAAUUUACAUCAACCACUCCCUAUAACUAUUUGAACUUCCAGGAGGUAAUACAAUAUGGUUGAAAGCAUCGAUGCAAAUUCUGGGUAAUGCCAGUACCUAAAGAGCAAUUCUUUUUUUCUUUUCUUUUUUGAGGGGUUUUCUCACAGUUUGUGUAUGGUUUCUAAACUUUGAAAUAAUGAAGUCCAUGUUUUAAGCCUGGAUGGCCUUUCGGUUCAAGGAAAUUGCUUGUUCAUAAAGGAAGUCGAGUAAAUGUACAGACAUUACGAAGAACUUCAUUUUUGUUGUUGUUGCAGUUUUCUACAUCUCCAGCUGACAUUCGAACUAAGAAUGUAUCAUUUUUUUUG
Hibiscus syriacus is the source of this 1026-nucleotide messenger RNA. Its product is annotated as protein CAJ1-like. The coding region runs from base 33 to 584 and encodes 183 amino acids. The record is from RefSeq and is a predicted model, not a curated record. NCBI's taxonomy places the organism in Eukaryota, Viridiplantae, Streptophyta, Magnoliopsida, Malvales, Malvaceae. The transcript has 4 exons.